UCGAGAUGCCAGGCUCUUUAUAAAGGCAGGGACAGAGACCAGGACACUAAGAGUUGAGAAAAGCACCAGUCCAAACCCUACCAGCAGACUUUCAGAGCGGAAGUACUUCCUCUUGGACAUCACAGGACACAAACGCAACCAUGAUCAAGAUUUUCCUCCUUCUGCUUCUGCUUGUCGGAAUAAAAAGUCAAGUUACUGAUGAUGGUGGCGGCGGCGGUGGUGGCGGCGGCGGCGGUGGAGGCGGCGGCGGAGGCGGCGGCGGAGGCGGCGGCGGCGGCGGCGGCGGUGGCGGCGGCGGCGGUGGCGGCGGCGGCGGCGUAGUCGACGGCGUAGAAGAAGGCGGCAGCGGCGGGGAAGUUCUAGCAAACGUCAAUGUUUUGUUGGACGAAGGCGUUGAAGUUUGCGUUGGGCUUCGCGAUCCCGAAGUAGAUGACGACCGCCACAUUAUUUUCAAGGUUGUUGAUGGUGUCGUCAAAUUAAGUGUGUCCACCAUCCAUUAAGCCGUCAAACUCUAUUAAUUUAGAAAGCGCUCAGCAGUUUAUCUGAAUUAGAACUGCAGCGAUAUUAGUUUGACAUUUACUUCUGACAUCGUGUUCCUGUUCUACCUUUCUAACUGUCAUUCUAUUAAUGACCACUGGGGGCAGUGUGGUUGGGAAGUGGCGAUUUAUGGUGAUGUGGGCGGUAUAGCUCGGUUGGUAGAGUGGCCGUGCCAGAAACUUGAGUGUUCCAGGUUCGAUCCCCGCUUCCGCCAUCCGAGUCUCUGCCGUUGUGUCCUUGGAUAAGAAAACUUUGCCCACCUGCUCCCAGUGCCACCCACACUGCUUUAAAUGGAACUUAGAUAUUGGGUUUCACUAUGGUAAAGUGCUUUGAGUCACAAGAGAAAAAGGCUAAAUAAAUAUAAUUCACAAUUCA
Molecule: messenger RNA, 912 nt
Organism: Nerophis lumbriciformis (worm pipefish)
Lineage: Eukaryota; Metazoa; Chordata; Actinopteri; Syngnathiformes; Syngnathidae
Source: RefSeq, a predicted model, not a curated record